GCAGUCGCUGGCCGACGCUGAACGUGAACGAUUUGAAACAGCAGUGCACUGUGAGCAUAAUACGUGUUCGCGUGCAAAAUAUUCGGUGUCAAAGUUAAACAUUUACGUGAGAUAGCCAGCAACCAGCAGCCCAGGCAGCGAAUGCAAUAGACACACACACACACACACCAACAGCUGCUAGAGAGGAGGAGGAGCAAGUGAAGGCGCGCGUAGUGCAUUUGCCAAGUUCAAAAUCAACGCCUGACAAUGACAAAGCGCUUAGCUGGGCGGCCAACUGCAGUCGGAGCAGAAGGAGCAGCAACGUGGCGCCCCUCAACAGCAGCAGCAGCAACAGCAAUCAAAACAGCAGCAACAACAACAACAUUGCCAGCGACAGCAGCAGCAGCAGCAGCAGCAACAACAACAACUGCAAUAGCAACAGCAACAAUCAAUGAAAACUGCAUGUUAUGGCGACAGUGGACAACAAUGCGGAUGAGUCGGAGUCGCGCGCCACUGCACGCCUCGUUGCCAGCAGUGGCAUGUGGCAUGUCCUGGCUGCUGCUCGGACUCUGCCUGCUCAGCUGCCUCUGCUGCUACACAGCUGCCUUGGAGGAAGACUGCGUGGACUUUCAGGGCAACAAGGUGAACCACGGCAUGCUCUAUGUGCCCGGACCCGGCGUCUGUAGUCUGUGCGUUUGCUAUCACUCCGAGCCGCUUUGGUGCAAGGCCAUCUACUGUGAUCCGCCCUAUUUUUGCAAAAACUUCCGAGUGGGCGAACGUUGCUGCGAGUUCGAGUGCCUGGAUCCGCCCGGCGAAGAUAAGCUCUACCAGGAACGGAUGCGCAAACGAGCCGAGAUCUUGGCUGGCAACAGCACCGCCUCACAUGUCCAGCUGACACCGUUGGCCGUCUCCACCAUAAUGCUGAGCUACCUGGGCAAUAGUUUUCUCAACUUAUAACUUGAAGCUAAAUAGCUAGCGCGACAUUAUGUCAGUCUAGGUUUAAACUAGAGGCAAAACUUGAUUAUUUAAUGGGAAUGUUUCGUUUUUGUUACCUGCCCCAAGUCCCAAAUCCAACCUAGUGCAUACUUAUUGCAAUGUAAUAACAACUAAGAACAAUUUAUAUAUAUACUACACCUAGAGAUGUAUGCAAAAGAUAUAAAAGAGAUUUUUAUGAAAAACGUAGGUUUUCAAACUUAUAUAUGUGUAUGAUGUGUAUGUCCCAUGUCCCUAGUCUUAUGUAGGUACAAUAAUGAUUGAAACAAUAUAUACUAUAAUAGCAGCCGAACUUAAGAUUAAUUAAAUGUGAUCAUAACAACUAAAAACCAAAUCACGCUCAUCAAGCGGAUCGACAAACACCAAAAAAAAAAAACAAACAAUUCUCACAAACUAGACUAAGU
Messenger RNA from Drosophila busckii, 1376 nucleotides. RefSeq names its product integral membrane protein DGCR2/IDD. The transcript is spliced from 6 exons. Gene Ontology annotation, cellular component: membrane. The record is from RefSeq and is a predicted model, not a curated record. Lineage: Eukaryota; Metazoa; Arthropoda; Insecta; Diptera; Drosophilidae. The coding region runs from base 247 to 936 and encodes 229 amino acids.